AUGAAGAGUGUUUCAAAGAACAAGUUCUUAACAUGUUUCCGUCCCGUCGAUUUCGAUACUAUGCUCGAUGAAUCUGAAGAUGUCAAUAUCACCUAUCCUUCUACUAAUCGUCGUAAACACGAGACACAAAAUCCAGCAAGCAGUUUGAUACAGAAUCAGGUUGUUGAUCAUCCUCCAAAACAAACACUUGCUAAGGUGAUUAAAGCUGUGGUGUUUCAAACCAUAUUGAAUACAAGAGCUCACAAGAAAAAACGUUAUAGUCAAAAUUGUUUCGGAUCAAAGCGUAAUUAUUCAUUACAUACAAGAACUUCAUCAUCAUCUUUCAAGACUAAUAUUGAAGAAAUCAAGGGAAUUGAAUCGUCUUUGUCAAGUUCUUCAUCUUCUCCAUGCUCGCCGGUAUCUGAAUCAAAGAGUUUAUCAAAGUCCAAUGAAUGUCAACUAGAGAAGAAACAAAGGUUUCAAUGCCUAGGAAUAUACAUGAUGAUUCUCAUAAGCUUAGUAGUGACAAUUUUUUGUGGUAAAUUUAAUGUCAUUAUUUUGACAUUAAUGUUUUUCUGUUGUUUCUCUCUUUGGAACACAAGCUCUAAUUGGCUAAAUUUUUUUGACAUAGGUUGUGAAAACACAACAUCUUUAGCCAAAAAGAAAAAAAAUGGUUGA
This is a messenger RNA of Vicia faba (fava bean), 657 nucleotides long. Lineage: Eukaryota; Viridiplantae; Streptophyta; Magnoliopsida; Fabales; Fabaceae. The record is from the annotation of a GenBank genome assembly.